ACGGUGAGAGGAAGAAAAGAUCACGCUGUACGUUGCCGCUUUCGAGAAAUCUGGACUCCGAGCGGAACUCGAGAAGAAUCCCGAAGCAUAGUAAAUACAGAAUCGCGCGCCAACAUAAUAAGUUCCGGUAAAAAAAAAAAAAGUGGAUCAAGAAGUGCACGAUACAUAGCUGACACAAUUUGAAACGAGUAUAUGUGCUGAUUAUUCGUUGCAGAUUCUGCAGUUUAUUACCGAAUCGGAGAAAAGAAAUCCCUGUCGAGUGAUGUUCAAGUUUCUAUUCUUUUUUUUUCUCUAAUUUCGAAAUUAACCAGUUUAACACUAAAUUCAUACUUAUUGCCACUUGCGGCAUCUCUUUGAUGCAAGAAAAGUAUAGGAUUAACCUAGAGGGAGGCGUUCGUUAAGCUUUUUACGAUUUCACCGGAACGAACGUGGCCAAUUAAUGCGAUUACUAUGCGCGGGAAGCUUCACGUUGUCGUAACAGGGACGUUCAAAUUUUAAUUCGGAAAGGGAGUCUUAAGAGCCCUUUGGGAUUUUAACCUCGCUUAGAACUAAAGAACGAUACUUCAGCGGUUGUUAAGAAAUACAAAAAAAGGAAAAGGAGCAAGAGGGAAAAAAAGAAGAAAGAGAAUGAAAAUCGAGGAUAAGGGUACACACUCAGCAUGACAUGAAAAAGAGCGCGCGAAUAUUCAUGAAAAACCACUAAGGGAACCCUAACUUCAGAAGGUUCGUCCUUUAUUAUUGAAAAUAGCUAGAAGGAAACACGCGCAUACAUAACGUCACAGCACUUCACUCUUACAUGCAAAUUACAACGUUUUGAGUUAACUCGAGGCUGCGAUGGUCAGGGGCUGAAAACUUUCAAACACGUAUAUGUGCGCACACUUAAUUGACAAUUAAGCGGGAAAAGAGCGAAGAGGGGACGAUUUUCUCAUUUAAAAUACCCACAGCAGCAGGGGCUUACGGGAAAACAAUCUCUCCUGCACGUGGAACGGACGCUCCCGGUGAAAAAUUCAAUUGCCGGCUUGAAUCACGUCCCUUGAUAAAGAAUCGCCGGAAAGGAAUUUCUGUUCGGACGCCAGAAGGGUUUCUCUAUACCUCUCUCUCUUUCUGUCUUCUCCUUGAACUUCUGAAAGAAUAAUCAGUCCCAGUUCCCAGUCGACGAGCGAAUCCACGUGAAAUUUAUAAUUAAUAGGCUAUCGGAUCCUUCUUUACUCAAGAGAAAAGCAAUCCAGAUCUUGAGAGACAUUCGAAGAGACUAAGAAAGCGAUCAAUCAUUCAGACACUUGUUACACGCUUCGUCAAAAGGAAAAAGCUUCAUAACGGUGAAAGGAUAAUCACGAAAAACCGACUGGAUUCGACUUCGGUUUUACAAGUAAUCGGAGAAAAACCAGUUACCGUAACAUAGCUCACGUAACUCUAGCAAAGAAGAGACUUCCUCUAACAACAGAAGCAGUAGUAGACAAAUAGCAAACGAACUGACAGAGUGUCGCAUUCAUUCUCUAUCUGCACUGUACUCGACUGAAGUUCAAUCGAGCAUCGGGUCAAGUGACACUCACCAACCAGUCCUAAUAAAGUUGCGACCCUGUCUAACGAAAGGGAUUCUCUUUUUUUCAAAACGGUGAAAAGGAAGUCACGAAACACGGCGAACCACUACGGCAUCCAUUACACGGGCUCGUACGCGUACAGCAACGGCGCACCGAGCGUGUACAGUAGCUAUCCUGCGAACGGUGGCUUCGUACAGCCCCAUCUCCAUGAAGACUACCGGCCGAUUUACUUUUACGUAGCGCAACCCUAUACUAUCCCGUAUACGUUUGCGAAGAGGCCGAGGCCGUCGUCACUGCUGAAGCCAGGAAAACCUCGGAGCAACUGUCGCGUCAAGUUCUCUAAGAGGCUCGGCAACGGCGACUUCUCACAGAAGGUCAAGCAGGGAGAGUUCUCGAGAAGCCUCAGCCAGGUGCACUUUGUCGAGAGCCAGGGACAAGUGAUCUCAAACUAUCCGAGGACUGGCUUGCCCCGUGAUCCAAGGAUGACGUCGAUGUUCCGAAGGGGCACGAUCUUUGCCACGUUCUUCCUAUCGUUGUUGGGCGGUGGACUUGUCUGUGCUGCCCUGGUGACGCAACACUGGGUGGAGGCGCGACCCUUGAGAACUCCCAACCCUCAAGAAAGUGCGGGUAGAGUUCACUUUGGGCUUCUUCAAGGGAAGAAGGAACUUAACGUCGCUUAUGGCUGGAGAACCUAUCACAUCUCUGUGCCUCAGAUGAUCAAACAAGACCCUACAGUGAUGUCCUGGGGUCUUUGGAUCAGUACUCUAACUACGACUUCCGCUGCACUUGUCACCGCUGGUCUGGCUGCUCUUCUUGCCGUUUUGAACACAGCCACUUCACCUAGAUCCAAGAUCCUUUCAGAUCCUGGAGUAUAUUUCAUAAAUAUUGUAACGUUGUUAAUGUGCAUGGCGAGCACGAGCACUUGGCUGGUGCAAUAUUAUACGAAGUUAUUCUUUAACGUGCUUCCAAAGGAGGACAUCGACAAUAUGUGGACCAGUGAAGGUUCUGCUGAACUUGGUUAUUCAUUUUGGCUCGUUGUGUGUGCCGGUGUGGUGCAUUUAAUCAGCAUAGCAUUGGUUGGUUGGGGCUCAGGACGAGACAAGAUCGAACGACUGGAAGCAAUUCCGGCACUAGAGGAAAAGACCGCCGCGGCGAUAAUGCUGUAUUGAAUUCAAGGCUCUUGAAACGUGGACUCAAAUAGAAGAAAGAUCUAUUACAAAAAUUACACAAGAGUGCUACUCGCAUUUAUUAGCGUGCGUCGAAGCAAUAGGAGUCGAUUAAGCAGGAAACAGGUUGCGAUAUUUCUGCUAUUCGAGAAACGACAAGUUCCUAGAUGUUUGUUAGUAUCGUUUCUUAGCAUCGUAGAUAAAAGAAAUGGCAAGAAUGAGCACGUUAAUAGGA
This is a messenger RNA of Eufriesea mexicana, 2942 nucleotides long. RefSeq lists its product as uncharacterized. The transcript is spliced from 5 exons. NCBI's taxonomy places the organism in Eukaryota, Metazoa, Arthropoda, Insecta, Hymenoptera, Apidae. The coding region runs from base 2024 to 2710 and encodes 228 amino acids. The record is from RefSeq and is a predicted model, not a curated record.